Molecule: messenger RNA, 1120 nt
Organism: Pongo pygmaeus (Bornean orangutan)
Lineage: Eukaryota; Metazoa; Chordata; Mammalia; Primates; Hominidae
Gene: C1QTNF5
Product: C1q and TNF related 5
Exons: 2
Coding region: 1-732 (243 amino acids)
Cellular component (GO): cell projection; plasma membrane
Molecular function (GO): protein binding
Source: RefSeq, a predicted model, not a curated record
AUGAGGCCGCUCCUCGUCCUGCUGCUCCUGGGCCUGGCGGCCGGCUCGCCCCCACUGGACGACAACAAGAUCCCCAGCCUGUGCCCGGGGCACCCCGGCCUUCCAGGCACGCCGGGCCACCAUGGCAGCCAGGGCUUGCCGGGCCGCGAUGGCCGCGACGGCCGCGACGGCGCGCCCGGGGCUCCGGGAGAGAAAGGCGAGGGCGGGAGGCCGGGACUGCCGGGACCUCGAGGGGAGCCCGGGCCGCGAGGAGAGGCGGGACCUGCGGGGCCCACCGGGCCUGCCGGGGAGUGCUCUGUGCCUCCGCGAUCCGCCUUCAGCGCCAAGCGCUCCGAGAGCCGGGUGCCUCCGCCGUCUGACGCACCCUUGCCCUUCGACCGCGUGCUGGUGAACGAGCAGGGACAUUACGACGCCGUCACCGGCAAGUUCACCUGCCAGGUGCCUGGGGUCUACUACUUCGCCGUCCAUGCCACCGUCUACCGGGCCAGCCUGCAGUUUGAUCUGGUGAAGAAUGGCGAAUCCAUUGCCUCUUUCUUCCAGUUUUUCGGGGGGUGGCCCAAGCCAGCCUCGCUCUCGGGAGGCGCCAUGGUGAGGCUGGAGCCUGAGGACCAAGUGUGGGUGCAGGUGGGUGUGGGUGACUACAUUGGCAUCUAUGCCAGCAUCAAGACAGACAGCACCUUCUCCGGAUUUCUGGUGUACUCUGACUGGCACAGCUCCCCAGUCUUCGCUUAGUGCCCACUGCAAAGUGAGCUCACGCUCACUCCUAGAAGGAGGGUGUGACGCUGACAACCAGGUCAUCCAGGAGGGCUGGCCCCCCUGGAAUAUUGUGAAUGACUAGGGAGGUGGGGUAGGGGGCCUCUCCGUCCUGCUGCUGGCAAGGAAUGGGGACAGUGGCUGUCUGCGAUCAGGUCUGGCAGCAUGGGGCAGUGGCUGGAUUUCUGCCCAAGACCAGACGAGUGUGCUGUGCUGGCAAGUGUGAGUCCUCCAGUUGCUCUGGUCCAGGAGCCCACGGUGGGGUGCUCUCUUCCUGGUCCUCUGCUUCUCUGGAUCCUCUCCACCCUCUCCUGCUCCUUGGGCCGGCCCUUUUCUCAGAGAUCACUCAAUAAAUCUAAGAACCCUC